Molecule: messenger RNA, 4979 nt
Organism: Perca fluviatilis (European perch)
Lineage: Eukaryota; Metazoa; Chordata; Actinopteri; Perciformes; Percidae
Product: proline-rich extensin-like protein EPR1
Exons: 7
Coding region: 49-4944 (1631 amino acids)
Source: RefSeq, a predicted model, not a curated record
GGACACGGUUGAGGUAGGUUGCCCGUGUAGUGCUUUUUCUAAGUUCCAAUGGCGUACAGAGAGAGCAGGGGCAGUAGGAUUUUACUAUCUUUAGGACUUUUAGUGUUUGCGAGUUCAUUUUGCCGUUGUGCAAAACUUAAGGCAUUGGAUAAAUUAAGAGAAAACUCAACGCUAGGCGAAGGUCAAGCUAAAGCAGGGGAUCUGUGCUAUGGAAGACUCUUAAUUGGACAAAAUUCUCUGCCAGAUGAUAAACUCAACAGAACCAAAGCCACAAAGAACUUCCUGGAUGUUGAUACAGAUUACCAAGAGGACAUGGGUUGGGGCAACCCUGAGCAACUUCAAAGACUGGGUUAUGGCUUUUCUAAGCCAGAUAAUGCAGCAGUGGAACGACUCCUUCUAAUGGACCCAAAGGUUGAAUGUACAGGAGACUCCAUGAAGCUUCAAGUCCAAAAUGCUGCCUCUACCCCUGGAUCUCUGUUCUUUGUGGAUAGGGGAAGUCGCAUGUCUCCUCUGGCUCUGUCUAAGUUGCCACCAAGCUGUGGUUACACCAUCAGGUCAACGCGAAGAGAUUUGGUCUUAGUUGCACCUUACGAUGGAUGCUUUGUCGUUCUUGAGGAGGAUAGCUAUGUUCUCCCAAUCCGUUGGUUGGGGUUAAACGUGAGGAUGUCAUGCCCUUUGAUGCAGUCUUCACCUAACCCACCGAUGGUCACCUGCCACGCUGAGGGCAUGGUCGUGAAAACUGGAUGGACAGUCUCGAUUGCUGAAAUUAAUAUAAAUUUGAAUGGUAACUGGGAGCCAUUGAUGAAGGCUUCAUCCAGAUGUGGUUUCAGUGUAGUUGUACAUCCUGAAGGUGUGGUCAUCUCAGUUCACUAUACACCCUGCAUGGAGAAGAAAGAUGGAAUGUAUACCCUUGAAUUGGCAGGAGAGGGAGAAACUAAAAUGUCCUGUCCUGCACUGCCUUGGCCACCAGCAUCUGGAGCUCCACAGCAGCAGCCCUUCUACCUUCAGCCAGAGACUGAAAAGCCAACUGCUGAUCCAAGGCCUCUGCAGACUAAAGCCCCUCAGGGCAAACUACAACCACCAUUCUACCUCUACCCCUUCUACCCUCAGCCAGUGACUGAAAAGCCAACUGCUGAGCCAAGGCCUCCACAGACUAAAGCCCCUCAGGGCCAAGUACAACCACCAUUCUACCCUCAGCCAGAGACUGAAAAGCCAACUGCUGCUCCAAGGCCUCCACAGACUGAAGCCCCUCAGGGCCAAGUACGACUACCAUUCUACCCCUACCCCUUCUACCCUCAGCCAGUGACUGAAAAGCCAAUUGCUGCUCCAAGGCCUCCACAGACUGAAGCCCCUCAGGGCAAAGUACAACCACCAUUCUACCCUCAGCCAGAGACUGAAAAGCCAACUGCUGCUCCAAGGCCUCCACAGACUGAAGCCCCUCAGGGCCAAGUACGACUACCAUUCUACCCCUACCCCUUCUACCCUCAGCCAGUGACUGAAAAGCCAAUUGCUGCUCCAAGGCCUCCACAGACUGAAGCCCCUCAGGGCCAAGUACAACCACCAUUCUACCCCUUCUACCCUCAGCUAGCGACUGUAAAGCAAACUGCUGAUCCAAGGCCUCUGCAGACUGAAGCCCCUGAGGCCAAAGUACAACCACCAUUCUACCCUCAGCCAGAGACUGAAAAGCCAACUGCUGCUCCAAGGCCUCCACAGACUAAAGCCCCUCAGGGCCAAGUACAACCACAAUUCUACCCCUACCCCUUCUACCCUCAGCCAGUGACUGAAAAGCCAACUGCUGCUCCAAGGCCUCCACAGACUGAAGCCCCUCAGGGCCAAGUACAACCACCAUUCUACCCUCAGCCAGAGACUGAAAAGCCAACUGCUGCUCCAAGGCCUCCACAGACUAAAGCCCCUCAGGGCCAAGUACAACCACAAUUCUACCCCUACCCCUUCUACCCUCAGCCAGUGACUGAAAAGCCAACUGCUGCUCCAAGGCCUCCACAGACUAAAGCCCCUCAGGGCCAAGUACAACUACCAUUCUACCCCUACCCCUUCUACCCUCAGCCAGUGACUGAAAAGCCAACUGCUGCUCCAAGGCCUCCACAGACUAAAGCCCCUCAGGGCAAAGUACAACCCCCAUUCUACCCUCAGCCAGAGACUGAAAAGCCAACUGCUGCUCCAAGGCCUCCACAGACUAAAGCCCCUCAGGGCCAAGUACAACCACAAUUCUACCCCUACCCCUUCUACCCUCAGCCAGUGACUGAAAAGCCAACUGCUGCUCCAAGGCCUCCACAGACUAAAGCCCCUCAGGGCCAAGUACAACUACCAUUCUACCCCUACCCCUUCUACCCUCAGCCAGUGACUGAAAAGCCAACUGCUGCUCCAAGGCCUCCACAGACUAAAGCCCCUCAGGGCAAAGUACAACCCCCAUUCUACCCUCAGCCAGAGACUGAAAAGCCAACUGCUGCUCCAAGGCCUCCACAGACGGAGGCCCCUCAGGGCCAAGUACAACCACAAUUCUACCUCUACCCCUUCUACCCUCAGCCAGUGACUGAAAAGCCAACUGCUGCUCCAAGGCCUCCACAGACUGAAGCCCCUCAGGGCCGAGUACAACUACCAUUCUACGCCUACCCCUUCUACCCUCAGCCAGUGACUGAAAAGCCAACUGCUGCUCCAAGGCCUCCACAGACUGAAGCCCCUCAGGGCCAAGUACGACUACCAUUCUACCCCUACCCCUUCUACCCUCAGCCAGUGACUGAAAAGCCAACUGCUGCUCCAAGGCCUCCACAGACUGAAGCCCCUGAGGGCAAAGUACAACCACCAUUCUACCCUCAGCCAGAGACUGAAAAGCCAACUGCUGCUCCAAGGCCUCCACAGACUAAAGCCCCUCAGGGCAAAGUACAACCACCGUUCUACCCUCAGCCAGAGACUGAAAAGCCAACUGCUGCUCCAAGGCCUCCACAGACUGAGGCCCCUCAGGGCCAAGUACAACCACAAUUCUACCUCUACCCCUUCUACCCUCAGCCAGUGACUGAAAAGCCAACUGCUGCUCCAAGGCCUCCACAGACUGAAGCCCCUCAGGGCCGAGUACAACUACCAUUCUACCCCUACCCCUUCUACCCUCAGCCAGUGACUGAAAAGCCAACUGCUGCUCCAAGGCCUCCACAGACUGAAGCCCCUCAGGGCCAAGUACGACUACCAUUCUACCCCUACCCCUUCUACCCUCAGCCAGUGACUGAAAAGCCAACUGCUGCUCCAAGGCCUCCACAGACUGAAGCCCCUGAGGGCAAAGUACAACCACCAUUCUACCCUCAGCCAGAGACUGAAAAGCCAACUGCUGCUCCAAGGCCUCCACAGACUAAAGCCCCUCAGGGCAAAGUACAACCACCAUUCUACCUCUACCCCUUCUACCCUCAGCCAGAGACUGUAAAGCCUGUAAUGUCAACCCCUGCUACCACCAUGCAGCAACCACAACAGGUCAUAACUCUCACCAGUGAGCAACCUCCCCUGGAAUCUGGUUUUUCACAACCUAGUAAUAGUGAUGUAGUCCCACAAGGCCCUCAACAGGGCUCUCCAUAUAUGCAACCUGUGGCCUGCCCUCAGUUUUGCCUAUCUGGAAUUUCUAAUUGCUGUCCACAAAUUGCUUUUCAUCAACAUCACCAUCAUAUUAUUCCUUCUGGGCUUGGUAGUAAAGAUGCACCUUCACUUUAUCCAGGACUGCCAUUCCCCCAAUUAGCAUAUUCAGAGUUUCACAGUAGUUUAGGUUCUGGUCCCCUUCCUCAAAAGCCAACCAAAACAAUGAUGAUGCAAGCUACCCCAACUGCUACCACAGCUCAGUCCCAGUACCUUUCAUCUGGAAAUGAAAAGCAGCCACCAGAUGGCAACCCUGCUAUACUAAAUUAUCCCAGCAAGCCUGGAAGUUUUGAACAGCCACUUUAUCCUUUUGUACCAAAUUCACUAUAUCCUUAUUGGCCCUAUAUACCACAAAAUGAGGCACUGCAAAGACUACCACAAAACCAAUCCCCAGCUCACUACAAUGUGCACUCUAAACGUCACACUCCAGGUAGUGAACCUGUAAAUCCAGUGCUGCAAUAUGAGCGGUCUCCAAUGCAGCAAAAUGGCCAAUUAGCAUGGGACAUUAAUAAUUCCUCUGGGCCUGAUUUCAUGUCUCAUAUUGGCAAAUAUCUACAUCAGCAGCACAUGGCAAAGCAGCAAAAUGCACCUAAAGCCAGGGAACUACAACAAUCUAAUGAAGCCAGUAAAUCUAGGCUAAUGCAUCCAAAGGUCAAAAGUGAAACUGAUCGUCCUCUGGUCCCCUACGACAUGCUUCAAGAUGCUAAAGCACAAACUUAUGAGAAGUUGAUGACCCCCAACAAUGCCUCCCAGCCAGAACAUAAACAGACUGUUCACUCCUAUCUUGAACCAAAGAGUUAUGUGCUGCUACAGCAUGGCCCACCAGGUAGGAAGUCAAACUAUUCCAGUGAAUCUCCACUGCCUUCCAGAGACCUGGUUUAUGAUGCAGACUUGAAGGCACACAAUCUUGCAAGGCAUCACAGCAGUAAACUUCAAGAUCCUCAAAAUGUGAAGCCCCCACAAGAAAACUCCCAACACCCCAAAAUGUUGGAGAAAGUAAUGUCCCAUCCCUUACCUGAUGUCAACUACAUUCCAAGGCCUGAUGAUGAACCAAGUUUACCAUUUAUCUCUUUGGAUGACCCACAUUCUGUUCCUUUGCCCCAGGACCCCUUUGUCAAUGGGGCACAUUUAAACCCUAAAUUCAAAGACUUCUGGAGGCCUAUGACACCACUAGGCUCCAGCCAAAGCAUUGAACCUCAUGUUCUUGUAAAAGCAUUUCAACAAAGCUCUGCAGCUGACCAACAGGCAAAUGGACUUAACCAACCCAACAAGCCAAUCCUUCAGCGAGGUGGAAAUCGGAGGCACAAAUGAGUUGCCUUCAAUGUGAAUAAACAAUUGGAACUAGA